CUGUCCUCUCGUUUUCGCUUGCUUUGGGCCUCACAAUAUCUCUCUUGCUCUCACGUUACCCUCACAGACUAUCUCUAGCAGCAGCGGCGGCGACUUCCUCAUCGGUUCUCCCUCUGGCAUCCAGAUGACUGCUGAAGGGUUGGCCAUUGAUAAAAUGAGUUUUUGGAAAUAUACACGCAAUCAAACUGGCCUUGAUGUUAGGCCGAUCAUGGUAUGUUGCUUGAAGAUUACUACACUACUGAAGAUACUCGAGAUAGUGUUUUCCACAAGGUGGUCGGUGAAAACGGGCAUGGAUAUUGUUGUACUUACGGCAAGGAUGUUCUUUGGAGCACGGUGUAUAGAGAUGCAUCUAAAGUCAUCAUAGGUAGGAUCUCAGUCAUCGACUGUUGCUAAGAUCAGCAAGCAAGUUAGUACGGAGUUGAGACAAGAGCUGAGGGAUGAGAUUAGAGAGGAAUUAAGAGAGGAGAUACAAGCAAAGCUUUCAACACAGAUACGACAAAUGAAAGUUGAAAUGUUGGCUAUUUUGUCCCAAGAAGGGAGUACAAAUCACAACAAACAGGUACCGGAUGCAUUGAGUGGCCACCGUGAACCUACGGAUUAUGAGGCCGAUGAAAACCCAUGUAUACCACCACCAGAUGAUGAGGUACAGGAGCAAUUUGAACUUCUCAAGAAGUGCAAAGAUACUGGACUCUUUACCGAGCAAGCAGCAAGAAGAAGAAGAAAGCAAGCGUCAACGUAGAGAGAGAAAGAAAGAAAAGAAAGAGAAGGCAGCAGAGGAGGAAGCUGAGGUAGAUGUCGAUGUUGCAGCAAUGAUGGGAUUUGGGGGUUUUGGUUCAUCCAAAAAGUGAUCUUAAGAUGCUUAUCCCUAGUCUGGACCUCCUGAAUUCUACUAGAAAGGGCAACUUUUCAAGUUUUUGGCUUUCCUUUCAGAAUGUAACAAAUAGUAACGAAAGUGUUCACAUGGUUGUCCUUCUAAGGUUAACUGUUGAGGCUGAAUAUCAUUUCCAAUUUUGUACAUUUCAUCUUACUGGAUAUGUUGCCAAAAAUAUAGAUGAGCGAUAAUGCGCUUCUUCUCGAUUGAAGUGAUAUUGUUUUGGAAAACACUUUUAUCAUUCAACUGUUUUGCAGUAUGGUUAAGCAUGCGUGUUAUAACAUUUGAAUCUAAAGACUCAGAUAAAAAUUGUUGCCAAAGCUGGUAAUAGCAUUUUGCAUUUUGGAUAUUUGUUUUUGUUUUUGGUUAGAUGAAGCAGCGAUUAUGGUUAGGGAAGAGGGGGUAAAUAGAGACUUGAGCAAAUUGAGAUUGGAGGCCUCAAUGAGCCCUGAGGUAAACAUUCCAGCUGAGUUCUACUGUCAGACAUUAAAAUAUUUGUCUUAAUUCAAGACAGGAAGGCAGUAGCCCUUAAAACAAAUUCAAUCUUAUCUAUGAUAAUGUUUAAAUUUUU
This is a messenger RNA of Camellia sinensis, 1442 nucleotides long. The record is from RefSeq and is a predicted model, not a curated record. Lineage: Eukaryota; Viridiplantae; Streptophyta; Magnoliopsida; Ericales; Theaceae.